Clarias gariepinus (North African catfish) is the source of this 1232-nucleotide messenger RNA. RefSeq names its product phospholipase D family, member 6 (gene pld6). Gene Ontology annotation, biological process: piRNA processing. Gene Ontology annotation, cellular component: mitochondrion. NCBI's taxonomy places the organism in Eukaryota, Metazoa, Chordata, Actinopteri, Siluriformes, Clariidae. Gene Ontology annotation, molecular function: RNA endonuclease activity producing 5'-phosphomonoesters, hydrolytic mechanism. The record is from RefSeq and is a predicted model, not a curated record. The transcript is spliced from 4 exons. Bases 97 to 771 code for a protein of 224 amino acids.
CCGAGUUGUUAAUUUGCGGUUUCCAGAGGUGGCUUAAGCAAACAGUCUGUUCGGAAGUGAUUCUUUUUGGUUAUACAGAUGGUGUAGUUACUGAAGAUGCUGGUGGAGUUACUGAAGCUGCUAGGCCUCGGGGCAGUUGCUAUUGCGUUAGGCCGGGAAGGGUUGGACUGGUUGCUGACUCGGCAUCUAUGGUUCAGAAGAGGUUCCCGUAACCCCCUGAAAGAGGUCCUGUUCUUUCCUUCACCGCCAGCAUGUUUGGAGCACUUGUACAAUACAGGCAGGGAUCGACCAUGUGUGUGUCCUCUCCCUCAUGGCCUGGACACGCCCUUUUCCAGACUACUGAAGCACCUUCUCUCAGCACGUGUGUCGCUUGACCUUUGUAUGUUCUCAUUCUCCAACACUGAGCUGAGCCGGGCCGUGCUGCUGUUACACCGCCAGGGUGUGCGGGUGCAAGUGCUUACGGAUAGAGACUACAUGUCUAUUAACGGCUCUCAGAUUGGCAUCCUCCGCAAGGCGGGUAUUUGUGUGAGACACGAAAUGAUCAUCACUACGCACAUGCAUCAUAAGUUUGCCUUGUUGGACGGCAGGAAGCUGAUCACUGGCUCCCUCAACUGGACCAUGACCGCAGUGCAGAGCAACAAGGAGAACGUGAUAGUGACCGAGGAACCGGAGCUCGUUCAACCCUACAUGGACGAGUUCAACAAGCUGUGGGAGGCUAACGACCCAGCUAAACUUCCACCGCAAACACACAAUGAGAAUAACACCAUGUGACUGAACACUCCCACCAAAGACAAGUUGAUUGAAUUUAGAUAUAUUUUGAAAUGUUGAAUUACUUUUGUUUUAUAUGUAAGAAUUAGUUUGCAAUCUUACUGGCUUUGUAUUUUUUUUUAAUUGCAUAUAUAGUUUUACAGAAUUUGUUUUAUUUUAAUGUUUUUUGAGAAUAAAUUUAAUUUGUUCGUAUUAGAUCAUAUGAAUAUUUCAGUGGAGAAGAUGGGAUUGUUGUGUUUCCCAGUCAGCUCUCUCAUUGUUCAACCCAGCUAUUCAGUCAUGAAACUGGACCUCAAAUUAGUUAAAGUUGUUCAGUAGAAUUAUAUGCCACCAAUAAUUUUUUUAAGACACCCCAAGAGUGAGGUAUUUGUGGGAUGUGUUCCAAACUGAGUAUCAGUUCAUUUUAACGAUGGCAUUUGUAAUGCUUAAAAGUGGCCUGUAAUAAUCAACUGAUUUCAAAGAUA